This is a messenger RNA of Stegastes partitus (bicolor damselfish), 2977 nucleotides long. RefSeq names its product Bardet-Biedl syndrome 1 (gene bbs1). Gene Ontology annotation, molecular function: patched binding; smoothened binding. Gene Ontology annotation, biological process: non-motile cilium assembly; protein localization to cilium. Gene Ontology annotation, cellular component: axoneme; BBSome; centrosome. The record is from RefSeq and is a predicted model, not a curated record. The transcript has 7 exons. Lineage: Eukaryota; Metazoa; Chordata; Actinopteri; Pomacentridae. The coding region runs from base 248 to 1999 and encodes 583 amino acids.
CGCAGAGCAGCGGGUUUGGAUCGGAUUUGUGGAUUAGAGGCUCGGCCAGCGUCAGUGGCAGAUGUCUUCUGCUUUAACGCUUCAUCUGGAUCUUAAUCUGACUCCAACGAACAGUUUCUAACGUCGUUUAUCGUUUGAUGUCACUGCGCUGCGGAACAACUGCGAUCAGAGGCGGAGGACGAGCAGCGAGAGGAGACUCAGCGACACGGUUGCCUUGACAACGAACUCACCUGUCCGUCCUGCUGUCAUGUCAUCGGGGGAGUGGAGCGGUGAUGGGGGGAAGUGGCUGGACGCCCACUACGACCCGGUGGCGGGCCUCUACACCUUCUCGUCCUGCGUGGACCUGGCCGACCUGAGCGGCGACGGGGAGAGCCGGCUGGUGGUGGGCGACCUGGGCUCCGGCUGCUCCGGGAUGAAGCUCAAGGUGUACCGCGGCACGGCGCUCAUGAGCGAGAGCACGCUGCUGGACCUGCCCGCCGGCCUCGUCGCCUUCUUCAUGGACCUGCACGAGCCCCGGAUCCCCGCCGUCGCCGUGGCAUCCGGACCCUGCAUCUACGUCUACAAGAACCUGCGGCCGUACUUCAAGUUCACACUGCCCGGUCUGGAGGUGAACACGCUGGAGCAGGACGUGUGGCAGCAGGUGAGGGAGGGGCAGAUCGACCCGCUGACGCUGAAGGAGAUGUUGGAGAGCAUCAGGAAGAAGGCCGACGUGCCGCUGUCGGUGCGCUCGCUCAGGUUCCUGUCGCUGGACGCCGACGACAUGGACGACUUCGUCCAGCUGCACAAGCUGCAGCCAAUCAGGCGGCAGACGGUCAUCACCUGCAUCGGGACGCUGAAGAAGAGCACAGCGGACGAAGACGGCGUCAGCUGUCUGGUGAUCGGGACGGAGAGCAGCGACGUCUUCAUCCUCGACCCCGAAGCCUUCAUCAUCCUCUCCAAGAUGUCGCUGCCGGCUGCUCCCACCGCGAUGGACGUCACGGGUCAGUUCGAUGUGGAGUUCCGCAUCACGGUGGCAUGUCGCAACGGCAACAUCUACAUCCUGCGAAGGGAGUCGGACAAACCAAAGUAUUGCAUCGAGCUGUCGUCUCACCCCGUCGGUCUGGUGAGACUCGGGAAGAACGUGGUGGUCGGCUGCACCGACGAGAGUCUGCAGGGCUUCACCCAGAAGGGUAAGAAGUUGUGGAGAACCGUCCUCGCCGCUCCCAUCACCACCAUGGCCGCCAUGGACCUCCCCACCAGGGGCUUCCAGGCGGUGCUGGUGGGCCUGGCGAACUGCGAGGUGCAGCUGUUCCGGGACAAGAACCUGCUGAGCACCAUCAAGACGCCCGAUGUGGUCACCAGCAUCUGCUUCGGCCGGUACGGGCGCGAGGACGGGACGCUCAUCAUGACCACCAAGGGAGGCGGCCUGAUGGUGAAGAUCCUGAAGAGGACGGCGGCGUUCGAUGACAGGGACAGCGCCCCUGGCCCGCCGCCGGCCCAGAGCAUCCGGCUCAACGUCCCCAAGAAGACGAAGCUAUAUGUGGACCAGACGCUGAGGGAGCGUGAGAACGGCCUGGUCAUGCACCGCGCCUUCCAGAUGGACCUGAGCCGCCUGCGGCUGGCCGCCGCCAAGGCCUACGUCAAGGCGCUGGAGUCCAGCCUGACGCCGAUGUCCUCCAGCCUCACCGAGCCGCUCAAGAUGAACGCUGUGGUCCAGGGCCUCGGCCCGUCCUUCAAGCUGACCCUGAACGUCCAGAACACGGCGGCCUGCCGGCCCGUCAUGAACCUGGCCAUCAGCUUCCUGUAUGACGAGAGCCUGUACCGGAUGAGGAGCCCCUACCUGAGGAUCCCCCUGCUGGUGCCCGGACUCAUCUACCCUGUGGAGACCUUCGUGGAGUGCACCAGCGACAAGGGCAUCUCUGACAUCAUCAAGGUGUUCGUGCUGCACGAGGGGAGGAGCUCACCGCUGCUGACCGCCCACAUCAACAUGCCGGUCAGCGAGGGCCUGAUGCUCAGCUGAUGCUCACCUGAUGGUCACCUGGUGCUCACCUGAUGCUCAGCUGGUGCUCACCUGAUGCUCACCUGGUGCUCAGCUGUAGCUUCAUUUAUUGCAGACGCGAUUCAGAGAAUGAAAGAAACUGUGUUCAGUUUGGAAAAGUUUUGUUCUGAUAAAUCCAGAUGUAAAAAUUUAAGAAACCAAAAAAAGUUUAUUUAAAUUCUAAUGUGAAUGAUUCAGAUUCAGUUUCUAGUGUUUCAUAUUUCUGCCCAUAAAAUACAAAAACGUGACUCGUUCACAUGUAAAUUAGAUUUGAAUUGCUCUGUUAUAAUAAUUGUUCUAAAAAGUUUGAAUUACUAAAGUAAAAUAACUGUAAUCUCGUAAUUGGAAUUUCUUAGAUUGAACCUGCUCUGAAAUUGUAAAAAGAAAAAAUAAAUUUAGAAAGAAAAGCUAUGGGUAGGAAUAUGUGCCACUACGAUCAGAAUUAGAGUUUGAGUUGCUCAACUUGAAUAACUGCAGUGACUUUGAAUCUGAACUGUGAUAUUUGAUCAAUUUCACAAUUUUACUUUCAAUUUCCACUUUAAUGUAACUCAGUUUAAAUCAAAUAAAUUACUUUCUUUUAAAAAAAUAUUCAAGUUGAAAAUCAGAAAAAUAAAAGUUUUCAAAGUAAAAUACAGGUAUUUAAAUAUCAGCAUUAGUUCAGUUUUCAGGUCAUGUUCGAUGAUGAAUCAUCACAAAUUAAACUGUUUCUGUAAAACAGUUUUAGCGCCUCCACUGGUCAGACUGCGUCAUUAUGGAUUCAUCAGACGGAGGAGACGUUUCACAGACGUUCAGCUGCUUCCUGUUUGUAAAGCUGCAGAGUUUCUGAGACUUCAGGGAUAAAAAUUGCUGCAGAGUAAAAACUUGUAGAAACAUAAUGAAUAUCUUCUGUAUUUUUUAAAUGUAGUCUCGUAUGGACACAAAUAAAAGCUGAAUAAUAAAUGAGUUUGUUAUUUCACAUCA